Messenger RNA from Marchantia polymorpha subsp. ruderalis, 2148 nucleotides. NCBI's taxonomy places the organism in Eukaryota, Viridiplantae, Streptophyta, Marchantiopsida, Marchantiales, Marchantiaceae. The record is from the annotation of a GenBank genome assembly.
GCAGAGGUGGCGUAGGCGGAGUGUCAGGGAGCCAGCUAGGACGGCGCAUUGUCCAUGUCCGCAUCCGUAGGGCUGCUCUGGUGCAAGCAGCGCCCGGGGUUUCGAACAGCACGAGCUCUCGACGGCUCUGGCCAGUCGCAAAUGCGAGGCCUUGCAGUUUGAUGAUCGAGGCUGUUCCUGGACGAGGAGCAACGCCACAGCCUGCACGCCGAGGUCAAAUUCAGCUGCGAGCUCAUCCGAACAGCGCACAAGCACACGACAAGGACAGAAGAAGUUAGGGGUCUUCAUAGUUCGUGAAUUAUGGAGGAAGAUCACAUUUUGGGGAGCCAGCAGCUGCCCCCUCAAGAAAAUGGUUCGCCUGCGGCAAAUCCCACGCAGGAAUCCGGUGCAGAUUUGAAGAAGAAGAAGAAGAAGCCGGCCAAGGUGGCUGCCAUAGAGGUUAUAGAAAGCAUUGGUGGAAUUCAGCUGAACCCUGGCAAGGAGGAGGACGGAGAAGGAGACGAGGCCGAUGCCGAUGCCGUAACGGAGACAGAUGCAGCGAAGAAGAAGAAAAGUAAGAGCAAGAGCAAGAAGAAGAAAGGACUCGUACAGACAGACCCACCGAGUAUACCAGUCAAGGAUCUGUUUCCAAAUGGAGAAUUUCCUGAGGGCGAAACUCAGGCAUACAAGGAUGACAACUUGUGGAGAUCAACAUCGGAGGAAAAAAGAGAGCAGGAGCGACUUGAGAAGCCCAUGUAUAAUGCCGUGCGCCAGGCUGCAGAAGUGCAUCGUCAGGUCCGUUCUUACAUUAAAAAGUAUGCAAAACCGGGUGUUGCCAUGGUUGAUAUUUGCGAGACUUUGGAAGACAUGGUGCGGAAGCUCAUUGUUGAAAAUGGCUUGAAAGCUGGCAUUGCGUUCCCAACUGGAUGCUCGCUGAACUGGGUUGCAGCUCACUGGACGCCCAAUGCUGGCGAUAAGACGGUGCUUCAAUACGAUGAUGUCAUGAAGUUGGAUUUCGGUACCCAGAUUGAAGGACGUAUUAUCGAUUGCGCCUUCACUGUUGCUUUCAAUCCAGUAUAUGAUCCUCUGCUUGAAGCAGCUCGUGAAGCUACGAAUACAGGAGUUAGGGAGGCAGGAAUUGACGUCCGGCUGGGAGAUAUUGGAGCCGCCAUACAAGAAGUCAUGGAGUCUUAUGAAGUGGAAAUUGGUGGAAAGACGUUUCAAGUCAAAAGUGUGCGGAAUCUUAACGGACACAGUAUUGGUCCUUAUCAAAUCCAUGCCGGUAAAAGUGUGCCGAUUGUCAAGGGCGGGGAGCAAACAAAGAUGGAGGAAGGAGAGUUUUUUGCCAUCGAGACCUUUGGAUCCACCGGCAAAGGAUUUGUGAGGGAAGACUUAGAAUGCAGCCAUUACAUGAAGAAUUUCGACGUGGGACAUGUGCCACUUAGACUGCAAAAAGCCAAGCAGUUGUUGGGAACCAUCGACAAGCACUUCUCUACUCUUGCGUUUUGUAAACGAUAUUUGGAUCGUAUUGGAGAGACAAAAUACCUUAUGGCGUUGAAGAACUUGUGCGAUCAAGGUGUUGUCCAGGCGUAUCCACCUCUUUGUGAUAUUAAAGGAAGUUAUGUUGCCCAAUUUGAGCACACUAUCUUUCUGCGGCCUACUUGCAAGGAAGUUUUAUCUCGAGGAGACGACUUUUAGUUGGUUACAGCGUAGAUAGUCAUGAAUUGCCAAGGACUGUGUGUAAGACGUGUUUUCGGAAACAGAACUCAGUUGUGUCCUCACCUGUUACGAAAAGUCAGUUACAAGUAUCCUUUACCUUCUUAUAUUUUUGGGGACAGACUUUGAAAGUGUUCCUGUAUUGUACAAACUGUGUGCACGAUAGUGUAAGCUUUGCCACGUAGUUUACUCCAUCUAAUGGCCUACUGAAGAUAGAGGUUGAGACGGUGCUUAGUAGAUCACGGUUAGGUAGUGUAAUCCUUGGGGAAAAGUUUCGCAUUCUCUAUUUUUUCAUCAGAGAGUUGAAUGAACAUCUACAAAGUUAGCUGUGACUCCAAGAAUGGAGAGAUGUUGGUGGAGAUUUGGUCAGGAGGCUUUGGAUCUCUUUAAAUUGAAAAUGAACAUUUUUUUGUAUAUCAACGUCAGUAAUACUUUAAUUAAGGCUGGCCAGCG